CCUGCACUGACGAUGUCACCUGGAUUGAUGAUGAAACGUUUGCAAUCCAACUGCCAGGCUCGGCGAACAGACCAACAAGCAAAAUCUGCAGGUGACAGAAAGCCGUUAUACAUCGAGUACGCAGACGGCAUAGCUCUUCUGGGAUCUGACUCCGUGGUAAUGCAAACAAUAUUAAAUAAUCUAAAUAAUUCUCCCUCGCGGUUUGGUAUGCGCUUCACACCUGCAAAGUGUAAGGUGCUACUGCAAGACUGGGAGGGCUCGAACCCUAGCCUCAUGCUUGCGGAUGAACCGAUUGAGGUAGUAGACAAAAUUGUUUCCCGGGGCAGCUGUAUCAGUCCCGGUGGUCUCACGAAAGAUGAUAUUUCUAUCCGGAUUGGGAAGGCCAGAGCAGCUUUUGCGAACCUACGUCACCUGUGGCGUAGGCGUGACAUCAGCUUCUCUGUCAAGGGUCGAGUUUACAAUGCUGCGUGUUUGACCAUCGAUGUCUUCGGAGCAUUGCCCGAAUCUGGUGGGAACACCGGAUCAGCAAUUCUGAAGUUUCCGACCACCGAUGCCUCAGAAGCGUCGUUGGAGUUGAAUGGCACCGACGGGAUGAUUAGAAAACGGCUGCGGUGGCUCGGUCAUGUGCUAUACAUGCCGAAACACCAUCUAUCGAGACGAGUGUUGUUCCCCGUGCCUCCUUCAGGACGGCGCAAUUCGCGAGGUGGACAGCGUAUGACUUGGCGAAAAGGCGCGGAAGAGAUCACGAAGAUUUUGGGUGUUGUUGUUGUUGUUGUACGCCUUCGAGGAUGGGGUCCCCACACAGUAACACCAUCCUCGGAGAAACGUCUAAUCAAACAACUCAUCAAUAAUUACGAGAAGGCCGGAAAGAUUGGUCGUCCCGUGAAAAACAACAAAGAGACGGUCGUGGUUGGUUUGGGCUUGUCGUUGUUUCAGCUUCUUCAUUUGAAUGAGAAAAACCAAAUUUUGACCAUCAACGUCUGGACAAAAUAUACUUGGAUCGAUCAGCUGCUACGCUGGGAUCCGGCAAAUUAUUCCAACAUCCGGGAAGUACGCAUUCCACCAAAGCUGAUAUGGACACCAGACAUUGUGUUGUACAAUUAUGUGGAUGAACGUAUGAAAGAACAGCGUGAUGUCAUGCUAAACGUGGACUAUUUGGGUCGUGUGUUUUGGAGUCCACCAGCAAUCUUUAAAUCUCGUUGCCCGAUCGAUAUCAGGAACUUUCCUUUCGAUUACCAGUUCUGCUUUCUGCGUUUCGGCUCAGCGACUCAGCACAGUGAUCAAAUGGAUUUGCAGUUUUUGGACAAUCGGACUGAGGUAGAUACUGGUGAAUACACGGAGAGCAACGAGUGGACCAUUAUUGCCAAACCGGCGCGUCGGUACCUCAUGCCAUCGAAAUGUGGGAAGACCAUACCUGUUUUGACCUUCUUCUUGUUCUUGAAACGUAAUCCUGCGUAUUACACGUACAUUUUGGUGUUUCCGUGUAUCCUGCUCAGUCUGAUCACGACGGUCAUCUUUUGGCUGCCACCCCAUAUCCCAGCAAAGAUGUUACUGAGUAUGAACAUUUUCGUGUCCUUCUUCCUCCUUCUGAAAAUUCUAGCAAUGUCCACCCCAUCAGCAUCUACAAUUGUGCCCUUCCUUGGCUACUUCUAUUGCUUGAAUAUGCUGCUUCUGAGCAUUUCAACGUUUCUAUCCACAAUCAUCAUCAAUCUUCACACGUAUUCGCACAAAAGAGGUCCAGUUCCUCCGUGGAUGGUGAAGGUUGUUCGCCUGUUCUCAACUCCACUCAGUAUAUCACGUCCAGAAGAGAAUGAUGAACCUAGUGAGAAGCUCUCAUCGUUACAAGCCAAACUGAAAAAGGCAAGACAGUUUGGUGGAAUCGCCAGUCCCCUGGGUGGACCGUAUGGUGGCUACCCGAUGUAUCCCAUGAAUGCCAUGCAAGCAGCUGAACAACAAGGCAGCUACCCACGUUUUAAACAGCUUGUGUAUAACCAAGGUUUGCCCCAGGACUACUGGAACAAGGAGACAAUGUACCAAGUGGACACCUAUCUUAGAGAACAAGCACAAGGAGCUCAGGGUAUGAAAUGGAGCCAACAGUCCACUCCGGAAAUGUUUUUAGACCAAAUGCAAGGCCGCACUCCAAACAAAAUGCAAGAACAACAGUCAAACGAUUCGGAUGCGUCUGAUCGAAAAAGACAACUAUGGCAACAGGCUGAUAAGUCUAGGAGAGCCACACUGCAGAUACACACAAGUCUAAGUCAUCUACGUGACGCAUUGAAAAACUUGAUGGAGAAGAUAUCAAAGAAGGAUGCAUUAGCCAAACGUGCCAGGGAUUGGCGUCUUGUGGUUAUGACUAUCGAUCGUCUCUUCUUCUGGUUCUAUCUGAUGGUAGUGAUCGGAGCGGGUUGCUAUCUACUGAUACCUCGUGGACAGUCACACACUGUGGAAGAGAUCAUAGCAAGUCAUGCAGAGUUGAACAGGGAGAAAAAUCUUCAACGAGCGUCAGAAUGUAUUCUAGAACAAAAUGAGCACUACCUGGUGUAGUUUUUUUUCGCCGCCGCGUGUCACCUUGCUUUUCCAACUUGUACCCUCUUAGAAGACUAAGUUUUUUUCUGUCUUUAAUUAUUGGCGAAUCGAAUUGGGAUUGAAAACACGGAGCAUACUGUCUAUUGUAGCAAUAUCAUGACGAACGUUCUCACUGUCAUCUUCAUACGAGAACGUAUGGCUAACAACAAUUGGCUAUAGUGUACCAAUUUGAAACGCCUCUUUUCAUCAGUUCUAUCUUCCGAUUUGAGUUUUUAUCCAACAACCGAUCGAUUUUUUGACGUACAGAUAACAGUGAGUAUUGUUCAUCGUUUUCAUUUUCAAGUCUGAUUGUGGAAUAACAAUUUCAUCAUUGAGU
This is a messenger RNA of Opisthorchis viverrini, 2902 nucleotides long. RefSeq lists its product as hypothetical. The record is from RefSeq and is a predicted model, not a curated record. The transcript has 12 exons. Gene Ontology annotation, biological process: regulation of membrane potential; nervous system process; monoatomic ion transmembrane transport. Gene Ontology annotation, molecular function: transmembrane signaling receptor activity; acetylcholine-gated monoatomic cation-selective channel activity. Gene Ontology annotation, cellular component: synapse; postsynaptic membrane; neuron projection. NCBI's taxonomy places the organism in Eukaryota, Metazoa, Platyhelminthes, Trematoda, Opisthorchiida, Opisthorchiidae. Bases 13 to 2544 code for a protein of 843 amino acids.